Molecule: messenger RNA, 3073 nt
Organism: Bombus pyrosoma
Lineage: Eukaryota; Metazoa; Arthropoda; Insecta; Hymenoptera; Apidae
Gene: Mps1
Product: dual specificity protein kinase TTK
Exons: 7
Coding region: 432-2957 (841 amino acids)
Biological process (GO): chromosome segregation; meiotic spindle assembly checkpoint signaling; peptidyl-serine phosphorylation
Cellular component (GO): nucleus; spindle; kinetochore
Molecular function (GO): ATP binding; protein serine/threonine kinase activity; protein serine/threonine/tyrosine kinase activity
Source: RefSeq, a predicted model, not a curated record
AAAGUAGAAUGUUGCGUAUUGCAACACUGUUAGCAUCAACCAAUCAACGGCUGUAUUUAAGGUUUGAAUUUCAUGACGUAAACGAAAAACCAGUAUGAUACAAACCAAACAGUUUAGAAUCACAAAAGUCAAUUAUGCAUUUUGAUGAAUAUAUUUUCAAAGUUAAGUGUUACUGAUAAUAUUUAAUGAAAUGUGUCUCACAUUUUUAUUAAUGCAUUCAAAAACUGUUUGUUGAGUGUUACGGUUCAAGCAAUUUUUAUAAUUAUAGGUACGAUAAUGCUUUCAGGCCAACAAAGUGGAAAUAGUUCGAAAUGUUUUGUUUUAUUUAAUCCUCACGAUAUUUUGAUAAUUUUUAAAUAUAUCAAAGGCUCUGGAUGUCUAAUAGUUUUAAUAAAUUUUAAUGUUCUGAAAUCUGUCAGCAUAAUAGAUCCAUGUUGAAUAGUAUGGAUUAUCAAAAUCAUACCAUUUCACGACCAAAAUUUCAACCAAUACGUGUGAAAGAGUUAUUGCAUUUUGGUGAAAGUGAUGAUGAUGAAAGCGAAGAUAGACCACAAGACUCUGAUAAUGAAUCAGAUUCUGAUGAUCCUCAACCUCUACCACAGGAUGAUCAUAUUGAAGAUGAAUUGAAUAAGUCAUUAUGUUUAUUUAAUACAACAUGUAAUGAGUUAGAAGGAACUUGUAAGGUUUCAGAGAUAAUUGUUUCUUCAAAACCUGAAGAAUAUGUGUUAAUUAAUAAUAUAGAAUCUAAGCCUGAAAGUAAAUUAACAUUUCACAAACAUGAACAUGAUGUAAUUGAAAGAAGUGUAAAGUGUGAACAAUCAAACCAAAUGCAAUUAAAUAUUGAAACUCGUGCACAAGAAAAGCUUUCACAAACUGAACACAAAAAUAAAUAUAUUACUAAUAUAGAUAUUAAAGGAGAAUUAAAUCAGGACCAACUUUUAGACCAACAGAGUACUUCCAAAAUGAGCAGUAACAGGGGAUCUAUUACUUGUGCAUCUCAAUAUUUUGAAAGUAUAUCACAGUCUGGAGUGGAUAAUUUGCAGAAUACAAGUAGUAAGAAAGCAACAAUAGAAUCAAGUUCCAUAAUAAAUGAAGAAAAAGCUCAUAGUGAAAACGUUGCUUCCACAAGUAAAACAUUAAUAUCAGAUACAGGAACAUAUAUAAAUUCUAACGAUCAGUGGAUAUUACAAACUCCUUUAAAACAUGCAUCAAUUAAUUCUAUACGUCCAGACCCAUGUUUCUCUCGUAGAAAUAUUACACAAACACCACAAAACAAAGUAUCUGAUGUAUCUAAGAAUCAUGGGUUAACACCAGCUACAAUCUUAUCUCAUUGGUCUCUAAAUAACAUAAAACAAACUCCAUUACAGAAUAAAAGUGUUAAUUUUAAAGAUUCUAUGCAAACUCCAAAAAAUUCUUUUUAUUUUGCACCAAGCAUGGGAAAGCAUGAAACUCCAAGAUAUUUGGAUACAGAAGGUAAGGUAAGAAGACCUUUAUCAGAUACAGGAAGUUUGGUACAAAAUGAUGCUUUUAGUAGACAUUUAUUACAAGGAUCUCAACUUCCUAAAGUAAAUGAAGUAACACCUAAAAUUCAAGAAAAAUCGUUAUGUAAAAAUUUAUAUAAAACAGAUUUACCAAAACAAAUAUUUGAGACAUCAGAAAAUGUACAUCUAGAAUCAGAUGUUAAUGAAGAAUUAAAAGAAAAUAAACAUCCAAAUAAAAAUAAUACAUUGCUGGAUAAAGAAACAGUAAAUAAAAUACCGAAUAAUAAACAGGCUCCAUCUUCUAUUAAAGACAAUAAAGAUAUCUUGAAAUCAAUGUGCAAUUAUCCUCAGAAUCAGCAUUCAGAAGUCAAUAAUCAAAACCAACAACAAGACUUAAAUAAAAUUGUAGAUAAACCAUCAAAUGUACAAUUCUCAAUCCCAUCUAAUGUUCCUAAAUCUAGGCAAACUAGAACUCUUUUCGUUAAAGGAAAAGAGUAUUUAAUUUUGGGUAUACUUGGUCAAGGUAUGAGUGGAGAGGUUUUGAGAGUACAAGACUUAUCUUCUCUUGAGUUGUGCGCUAUUAAAUGCGUUAAUCUUAAUCGUAUGGACAAGGACUCUGCACAAGGUUGCUUAGAAGAAAUUUCAAUGUUACAUAAAUUACAAGCACCAUGUAUUGUUAAAAUGUUUGAUUAUGAAAUUAAGUAUCCUAUGGUCUAUGUAGUAAUGGAAAUGGGAGACACUGAUCUCAGUCGUCUUUUAAAAACUAUGUCACAAGAAAAACAGAUUCCUCUUACAAUGAUUUUAUAUUAUUGGACAGAAAUGUUGACAGCCGUUAAGCAUAUACAUGAUAAUGGAGUAAUUCAUUCAGAUUUGAAACCAGCAAAUUUUUUGUUAGUACGGGGACGAUUAAAACUUAUAGAUUUUGGAAUUGCUUCUAGUAUGAAUGCUGAUAUGACAUCUGUUGUGAAAAACUGUCCAAUUGGAACUUUGAAUUAUAUUAGCCCCGAAGCCCUAAUGGAUAUUGGUGGAAAUUCAGAUUCUCCCACACAGAAUGUUAAAUAUAAAAUAAGUUUUAAGUCAGAUGUGUGGUCUUUAGGAUGUAUUUUGUAUAGUUUAGUAUAUGGUCAUACUCCGUUUCAUCAUGUUCGUUCACAAUGGGCUAAAGUGAACGCAAUAACUAAUCCGAAGUUGAACAUUCCUUUUCCUACAACUUUGCAAUCAGAAGAUGGUAAUAAAGUUAUGUCGUCACCACCAAUUUUAAUUGAUGUAAUGCGUAAAUGUCUACAACAUGAUCCAAAAGCACGACCAACGGUAGCUGAGCUUUUGCAAGUGGAGUAUAUACCCACUAAAGAAGAACAUAUAUCAGCUACAGUUCCCGAGAUUCCAGCAAAUAUUUUAGUGAAGAUAAAGCAUACAUUAAGUGAAGAUGAAUGGCGACAAUUGACAUGGAUUUUGGAGAAUAGAAGAUUUAUAUGAAAGUAUUCAGAUUAAAUACUACUAUUUAUGUACAUAGAUAUUUUUAUACAUAAUAAUCGGUAAUAAUACGUGGAGCGCUUAUUUAAAUGUAUCAUAGCUAAGUAUGGGAUUAUUUC